CUGUAUUACUCUCUAAUUCUGCCUGCACUCUUCUCUCCUCAUUUACCGUUACACUCCGAAAUCCGAACCUCUCGUUCGUCUCCGAACCUGUAGGCUCUGCCACCCUGAGCUCAUAUAAACAGCCCAGCCCAAAAUUUCACUUCUCUCUCGCUCUCUCUCUCUGUUUUCUCUGUGUGAAAAACUGAAACUCUAGACUGUGAAGCUUUGGACGUUUCGUCCAUUUUUUCAUUUCUCUCUGAAACGCGAGCUAUCUCUCUGGUGUGGCGGAGAUCCAUGGCGGACCAUGCGGGCCGGCCAGAGUCGCUGAUGAACAAGAUCGUUGAAAAGAUCCACGACCACCACGACUCCUCGUCGUCGUCAUCCGAAUCAGAAUCCGACGACAAGUUCAAUCCCUUCGGCUAUGCCGAAACCAAGGUUUACAGGCUCUUCGGCAGAGAAAAGCCCGUCCACAAAGUCCUCGGCGGUGGAAAACCUGCUGAUGUCUUCUUGUGGAGGAACAAGAAGAUCUCUGCGAGUGUACUUGGUGUUGCCACUGCCUUGUGGGUUUUCUUUGAGUUGCUUGAAUACCACUUGGUCACUCUGGUCUGCCAUAUCCUAAUACUCUCUCUGGCUGUCCUUUUCCUGUGGUCCAAUGCAUCCACAUUUAUUAAUAAGUCUCCACCUCACAUCCCACAAGUUGGACUUCCUGAGAACUUUGUCCUUGAGGUUGUCUCUACAGUGAGAAUUGAACUCAAUACUGCACUGGCUGUAUUGCGAGAUAUUGCAUCUGGGAGAGAUUUGAAGAGUUUUCUUAGCGUUAUUGCUGGCUUGUGGGUUCUUUCAAUAGUUGGGAAUUGGUGCAACUUCCUGACCCUGUUCUACAUAGUCUUUGUCUUGCUGCACACAAUACCUGUGCUUUAUGAGCAAUAUGACGACCAGAUCGAUUCCUUUGCUGAGAAGGCAAUGAUUGAAAUCAAGAAUCUGUAUGCAGUGUUUGAUGCGAAGGUUUUGAGCAAAAUCCCCAAAGGGCCAUUAAAAGAAAAGAAGAAGGAUUAAAGAUAUAUAUUGAUAUUACGUACUAGGUCCAAGUUGAAUAUCACUGUGUUUUGUCAAGGUGUUCUGACUCUUAUCCACUAGAAUGUGCUUAUAUUCUAUUGUUCUGCUGCACACAGCAACAGUAUAGAUGAAUAUCGUAUUCCCUAA
Molecule: messenger RNA, 1182 nt
Organism: Quercus lobata
Lineage: Eukaryota; Viridiplantae; Streptophyta; Magnoliopsida; Fagales; Fagaceae
Product: reticulon-like protein B1
Exons: 5
Coding region: 274-1035 (253 amino acids)
Biological process (GO): response to bacterium
Source: RefSeq, a predicted model, not a curated record